This is a messenger RNA of Prorocentrum cordatum, 875 nucleotides long. Lineage: Eukaryota; Dinophyceae; Prorocentrales; Prorocentraceae. The record is from the annotation of a GenBank genome assembly.
GCCCAGCGCGCCGCCCCGGACCGCCUGGGCGACCUGGGCUGCGAGGCGGACCUGGCCCCCCUGAUCCGCGAGGUCGCGCGGGGGGACGUCUCGCCCGAGAUGGGCGGGGGCUGCAGCGCCGCCCGCUGGUGGUCGCGCCCCGGGCCCGGGCUGCCGCUGCUCUGCCCCGUCUCCGAGUUCCCCGUGUGCAUGCUGCCCUACCCCCCCUUCAAGCUGCGCGCCGAUCCGGAGCGCGCCCACCCGUACAGCCUCGUGGACGGGAAGUUCCUGGCGGUGCACGUGAUCGCCACCGGCCGCCUCGAGGCCUGCGGGCGCGCGCUGGCGCAGGCCGACGUCGCGGCGCUCGACGACUACAUCCACCGCUGCAAGCUGGGCCCCCGCCGCGUGGGCCGCUUCGUGCAGCUCUCCGCCGCCGCUGCCGCGGCCGCCGCCGCCGGGCAGCCCGUGGGCGGCGAGCUCGGCCGCCUCCAGGGCGAGGCCCGGGCCGAGCUGGCGAAGCUCCGCCGCAUCCAGGACAACCGCCUGGCGCAGAUCAGCAGGCUCUGCCAGGCCCGCAGCACCGCGCCCGGCCGCGGCGCGACGGCCGCGACCAGGGGCCGGCCCAGCAAGGCGGCCUCGUCGGCCUCGACGAGGGCGAGCUCGGGGUCCGCCGGCACGCCCGUCGCUGCUGCCUGAGGCGGCCUCGUCGGCCUCGACGCGAGGAGCUCGGGUUCCGCCAGCAUGCCCGUCGCUGCUGCCUGAGGCUGAGGGAGCCACGGGGAUCUGCUGCGUGCGUCGUUCAUGGGGGAGCUCUGGCACGGCCACCAGCUCUGAGCGACCCAUCACGCCGCACUGCUGCAGUGUGCCUGCCGAGAGUGUACGCGCUUGCGCGGGGC